AAGCUCAAUCCUUCAAAAACACUGUGAGUCUCCGUCCUCGCUGCUCAAUUUUUCUUCUAUGCUGCAGAAUCACAACCAGAGCAACGACUGGAUGCGUUUGAUACUAGUUUCAACCCGUUUGGUGGAUGGAUUCGUAUCUUACAAGUCGGAUGACGCUGCCAAAUUUUUAUUUUGCUCCUGGACACUUUUGGUUCUCAAGCUAACAUCCAACUUGUAGACCGCCAUGGCCGUCAAGAUCCCCAUUGUCAAGAAGCACACCAAGCCUUUCAAGCGUCACCAGUCAGAUCGUUACCACGGUGUGAAGGAGGCAUGGCGGAAACCCAAGGGUAUUGAUAACAGGGUGCGACGUCGCUUCAAGGGUCAGACUCCCAUGCCCAAGAUUGGAUACGGCAGCAACAAGAAGACUCGCCAUCUCCUUCCCAAUGGCCUCAAAAAAUUCCUCGUCAACAACGUCCGGGAACUCGAGAUCCUCUUGAUGCACAACAAAAGCUACGCUGCCGAGAUUGCGCACAACGUGAGCAGCCGGAACCGCACAACGAUUUUGGAGAGGGCCAAGGCUCUGGGAGUCAAGGUGACGAACCCUGCUGCCCGUCUGCGGUCGGAGGAGUAGAGCUACUGUCGUUGUCGUCGUUUUGCACCAUUCAUAUUCCAUGUAUUCUUCCAAUCUUCCGACAUGCAGCAAUAAUGACCAUGCGACUAUGCACCUCUAUUGAUAGUAGUGACC
This is a messenger RNA of Desarmillaria tabescens, 724 nucleotides long. Its product is annotated as 60S ribosomal protein L32. Bases 224 to 610 code for a protein of 128 amino acids. The record is from RefSeq and is a predicted model, not a curated record. Gene Ontology annotation, biological process: translation. Lineage: Eukaryota; Fungi; Basidiomycota; Agaricomycetes; Agaricales; Physalacriaceae. The transcript is spliced from 5 exons. Gene Ontology annotation, molecular function: structural constituent of ribosome. Gene Ontology annotation, cellular component: cytosolic large ribosomal subunit; ribosome.